CUCCCUUCUCUCCACUCCUCCUUCACACCGCCCAACUUCCGGCUACUCUUCCCGGUCUUCUUCUACCUGUCAGUCGGGUUCUGGGACUACAACCGGGUCGGUGUACUAAAAAAAACGUCCAAGAAGCGGACAGUGUGGAUUUAUCGCGUUCGCUGGAUUCGUGGUGGGCAUUCCAUUUGUGCUGCGGCUCCGCCCGGCGAGCGGUGCUGAAGUGACGGGCAGAGUUUCUGGAGGAGCAGUCCGACAGCCGCGGCAGCAGCGGUGCGGUCCGACCCCCCACGCCGGACAAAGAAAGCAGGAAAGGGGGAAAUAAGGGAACUAUUCGACUUAAGAAGAGCCGAAUGAUGGAUACCGACCUCUUCAAGCUCGUCGGUGCCCUGCUCAUGCUCGGUGGGAGCUUAGCCCGAGUGGUGACAGUGCCUCCAGGCCCGUUGAUUCGUGUGGAGAGUCAGCCAGUCUCCAUCAGGUGUGAUGUCACAGACUACAUGGGGCCACGUGAGCAGGACUUUGAUUGGAUGAUGUCUCGGGAGGCAAACAUGCAGAGCAUAAAGAUCAUCUCCACCUUUGAUAGCGGCUUCUCCGACCAGUCACUUACCAAACGCGUGGCGUCAGGUGAUAUCUCCGUGAUGCGUCUCCAGGACAACGUGGUGGAGCUAAAGAUUGCGGAGGCCAAGUCGCAAGACGCCGGCUUGUACCAAUGCCUAACGCCAAGCACCGACUCUGUCCAAAGUGGAAACUACGACGAUCAUGUCCAACUCAUUGUCAUCCCCGACACACUGAAGGUCACCUCUCAGACCCUGCCGUCUUCCAUCCCCGAGGGUAGUGAUCUCACGCUCUCCUGCAACGUCACCAGGGAACUCACCCAACCCACGUACCUGUCCGUUAGCUGGUCGCUGAAAAAAGGGGGAACAUCGGAGGAGAUUUUGACUUUUGGCCCUCAGGGGGACGUGGUCACAGGGGCCAAGUACACCAGGCGCUACGCUGACGGAGCCAUCCGGUUGGCCCCCGGGAAGAACGGAUUGUUUGAGCUGGUGAUUUCCAGAGUGACGACGUCUGACGAAGGGAUUUAUGAGUGCAAUGGAACAGAGUGGACACAUGAAAAUGGAGGCAAAUGGAUUCAAAUUGUUGGCAGGGCUAAAGAAAUGGGAACUAUUGCUGUUAUUCCUACAGGUCAAUCCCUCAGUGUGAAGGCUUCUUCGUCUGCCUCUCCACCCUCUACAAACCUGCUCCUCGCCCCCGGUGAAAAGCUGGCCCUCCUUUGCUCUGUGGCCGCCGGGAACCUGCCCUCCCUGUCGCUCGAAGUGACCUGGCUGGCCAACGGCCGCGAUAUCAUCACCAUGGAGCGCAACGGGGUGGUGAUAUCGAACAUGUCUGCCAGCUCAGCGCAAGGAAAGCGCAGCGAGGCGGGCCUGGAGCGGGUCGGGGCGGACGUCUAUAGGCUAGCGGUGAGGCAAGUCAGCACGGAAGACGGAGGGACGUACACCUGCCGCGUCCGGGCCUUCAUCGAGAAAGGCGGGAGGAGCGCAGGCGGAGGAGGCCGGUGGCACAUGGCGGCUGAGAAGACGUCAAGCCCUGUGACGGUGAAAGUGUCCCAGAUUAGACCCAGCUUCACAUUGGCUCUUGAGUCCAUCCUGCAGCCACAGGUGACCAGUGAACCGACAGAGUUGGCCUGUCAUGUGACCAAUAUUACACACCUACCUGUGGGAGGCCGCCUGGGUGUGACAUGGGAGCACACCACCUUACCUGGUGCUACUAGCGACCCCCAAGCCACGCAUCUCAUUGGCUCCUUGGACGGCUAUGGCAAUCUGUUGCCUGGAGCACUGUAUUCCGACAGACUGCGGAGUGGCGUGAUGUCACUGACACGUGUCCAGCCAGACACGUUCAAACUGCGAUUCCUCCGCACUCAGGAGAUCGACAUGGGCCAGUAUGUUUGUGCCAUCUCAACGUGGGCCGUCAACAACCAGGACGACUUGGUGAAGACCGCAGAGAACCAAAGCGUGCCACUGACUCUUCGAUGGGAAACCAAAAGUCCAUCGCUGAACGUCGCAGCCAAGCGCAUUCGCGAGGCUUCCGUGGGCGGGGCUACCUUCGAGAUGAACUGCAAGGUGACAACCGAGAACCUGGGUGAGGCGAGCUAUUCAGUGCUCAUCCAAUCACAGGAAAGCCUGGGGAGCAGUGUGAAGACUAUCAUGACUCUAAGCCCUGACAACGUUAUGCAGCACGGGGUAACCAUAGACCCCAAACGGAGAGACAAUCUGGUUUUGGUCAAGUCCAGUGCCACUGAGUUUCGGUUUCGCCUUGGCGGCGUCCAGUUGUCAGAUCGAGGAUUCUACUGGUGUCACGUCACUGCAUGGACCAAACAACAACCAAGGCAAACGUGGACAAGCGCCGGAAACGCCGAGUCCAACAAAGUCAAGAUCGACUUUCAAGAGAACGGACCUUCCUUCUCCAUCGCUAUACAUUCGGAUACCAGUACUGUUUAUCCAUGGCAAACCGCCAAGAUGAAGUGUUCCGUCCGCGUCUCUGGAUCCUCACCAAAGACGGACGACCUGGCAUACGUGGUGCGUUGGUUUUUCACCCGACUACGCGGCGCGGAGACGACGACACAAGUAGCCAGCAUCGACCGCUUUGGAGUCGUGACUAAAGAGUAUCGCAACUCUUCCAGUGACCUCUCCGUGGAGCGCGACGACGCAAACUCCUACACGUUAAACGUCCACGGCGCCCACGACAGCGACAGCGGGGAGUACCACUGUGCGGCCACUCCCUGGUAUCUGUCCGCCUCCACAGGAGCAUGGACUCAAGCUGGGGAGCUGACAUCAUCGCGAGUCUUCCUAUCGGUCCGAUUCGCUGUGUGGGAGUCCCUAAAGCUGCCUCUCUUGUACGGCGUUUCAGCAUCAGUGGGUGUCGGCCUCUUCUCGCUGGUCCUGGGCCUGGUCUGCGCCCGGUGCUGCUGCCGCAACAUCGCGCACACCCCGCGCUCGCGCAACAAGCUGAUGGACCUGGAGAUGGACUGACAACAACUUUCCCCUGCGCCCUCGCACUGCAGCGCUCACAGGAAACACAACAGACACACUCCCGCCGACGACUUCUGGGAGACCCGGUUGUUCCCGAGCGGAAGGCGCUGGGAGUAAAAACGGACGUGUUGCCCGUGGAGGCAGCUCUGCAGCGGAGGAGCAGGGGGGAUUCUCGCCACCCUCUUUUUCACAAACACAAAAGACCUGUGGCGCUUUCCCGAGUUUGAUGUUUUUCUUUUCCCAGGAGUUUUCACUGCCACGUGGAAGGACCACUUAUCUACCAAACUAACCAAUGAAGGGCUCAGGCCCACCAUGCAGAACACCUUCUGGAAGCUCUCAAAAGGUGCAUUUUGGACCUUAAGGGUCCGCCUGAGCCUUGUUUCUUCGCCGCCUCGGGAGGACCCGUGGCGUCAGAACUCGGCCGCAGAGGGUCCGCGUCCUUCCACCCUGCGUGGGCGGCAUUGCACUACCAACCCAGAGUGUUCCUACCUUAACAAACGGACAACUACCUUUUAUUCUCAGUUCUAGUCUUUUUUUAAAAAUUAAGAGAUUUUAACGGCAGAGACAUUUUUAUGCUUCACGAAGGAGCAUCCAGUGUGUUUCUCCUCCACAGAUGUAUUGUGUGUGUGUGUGUGUGUGUGUGUGUGUGUGUGUGUGUGUGUGUGUGUGUGCGCAUGUUGUGUUUUAAAGUGUGCAGCAGGAGCAGUUUUCAGGGUUACAUCAAACGCUCCCAAAUGUUGCUGUCACUCCACUAACGUGGACUGUCAUGUGAUUCACCAAGCAACGACGAAUGCAGCCCCCCUCUUUACGUUUACCCCCGCACUUAACUGAAAAUCCCCCGAAAUCCAACGUGCUUGCCGGCGUCUGUCGAGCGCGAGGAAAUGAACUUGUAGUCGGAUCAUGUUGUGCAUGAGCGUCCCCGCCACAAACACACAAGACUUUCACAAAUAGCAUUUCAAAUCAAGUAUAGUCCCCAACUUGAGGAGCAAUACUGUGCAGGCGUUAAUUAUGCAGCGCCUGUGGAGGUGCAGCUGCGGUGUUCCAACGGAGUAUAUGCAAUUAUUACACACAUACGGCAAUAUCUGUGCCAAAUGCUCAACUUUUACCACUAACAGAUUUUCCUCGUUUUUAAUGUGUUGUCAUUUUUUUGCAACAAGUAUGAUGAGCUGUGUUUUUUGUUUCUGUUUUUAAAUAAAUAGAUUUGUAAGAUGCUGA
Molecule: messenger RNA, 4229 nt
Organism: Nerophis lumbriciformis (worm pipefish)
Lineage: Eukaryota; Metazoa; Chordata; Actinopteri; Syngnathiformes; Syngnathidae
Product: prostaglandin F2 receptor negative regulator-like
Cellular component (GO): membrane
Source: RefSeq, a predicted model, not a curated record